Molecule: messenger RNA, 5068 nt
Organism: Linum trigynum
Lineage: Eukaryota; Viridiplantae; Streptophyta; Magnoliopsida; Malpighiales; Linaceae
Source: the annotation of a GenBank genome assembly
CAAAUUAUUGAGACCAAAUAACCAACUCUUUGUUUUAAUGGAAAAAAAAAACUACUGAAAUUUCGGCUCACUUUUGUUUGCAUGAUUUUUUGUUACCACGCUUCAACUUCUUUUGUUUUAUAUUGCAUGAUUUUUCUUAACAUACUUUCCAAAAAAAGAUUAUAAGGGUGACAUGAAUUUGGUUUUACUGUUAAAUAUUAUUUGAAAUAUUAAAAUUUGAAACCUACAGAUUAAAGCCUGGUAACCAAACUCUUGUUCCCCUUGUUAUCAUACUUCAUGAACUUUGCCAUGAGAUUCUUAAUUAAGGAUUAUAGGUCUUUAUACAUCCAGCUCAACAUUUAGCUAUCCAGUAUGGGUUUGAGAAGCGAAUCUUUGUUUUACCUUGUUAUCGUUUUUUUAUCAUAUAUUAAAUAUUUAGCGGUAUUAUAUUAAAUUCGAUACAAUUUUGCAAUUCAUACUAAUAAAGUUAAGCAUAAAAUUUUUAUAUAAUGGGAGACAUAGGAACACAAGAGCAGCCCAUACCUCCAUCCAUCAUCGUUACUACUUACUUGUGGAGAACAACUUGGGAAGAGUGACUUCAUUAAGGUGGAAAUUGUUAUGUUAAGUGUUUGGCUUGACAUUUUGUUAUCCUACUUUUCUAUGCAUAUUUUGAAUUUCCUCACGUGGAAUGCGCCGCACCAAUCGGGGCGGUGGAAUUGAAUUUUUUUUUAUUGAUUUAAUUUUCCAUCAAUAAAUCGCCACUACUCUUUGAUCUUUCCUCUUGUUUGCUAUGUUUUCCAUUAUUCUGAUGAAUGAACAAGUCAACUACUACCGUCUUGACGAAGAAAAGUAGGGAAAACCCUCCUCCGCCUCUUCCAGUUGUGGCUUAAAAACAUAGAUCUAUUCUUUUCUAACAACUCUCUCUGUAAUUGGUGAAAUAUGAAUGCGAUCAUUAAAUUUAAUGCAUACAGGUAAUUAUUUUGAACUUUUAUGGCUGGACUUUGAUGAUUCACUAAGUUCUCACUUAUAUUGAAAAAUAAUAACAUCCAAUCAAAUAAUUAACUUGGUUUGAAACUGAGAUGAGAUACGAAUGAAUCGCGCGUAUGAAGUAUCCAAUUGAAAAACACAAUAAAAUGUCGAACUCUAAUAAUUCGAUUAUUUUAAAAAAAUUCAUCUCGAGAGUUGCUUGUAGAUCCAAACAACGCAAAUAAAGAGCACAAAAUUAACAUACUAGUGAAAAGAACAAAGUUUUGUGGACUGAUUUGUUAGUAUAACCAAAGUCUUAAUCAGUCACCAUUCCGUGAAAGAAAGAUCCAAUUCAACGCCCCAAAGAGUAAGGAAAAAGGGCAAGCAAGGUAGCCAGCUGGCGGUCGUGACGCACAGUGUGACGAAACUCGAAAAAAAUCCCGGUAAAAAAGUCUUCACAAAUCUAAUCUUAUUUUGGUCUUCGUCUUCGCUCCCUCCGCCCUUUUUUAUAGCCGACCUCUCCUCUCCCCGCUGAAAGAACGAACGUCUUCCACACUAUUUUUUUUUUCUCCCCUUUUCCCUCCAUCUAUUUCUAGUCUCCCUCUAGACUCUCUCCAACUUCCCCAUUUACUCUCCCUCUCUCAAUUUCUCCCUCUCCGGCCAAGAUUUAUAUGGACAAAGGAUGGUGUCUCGCCGUUGAAUCCGACCCUCCUCUCCGCCCAGCCGCAGCAGCUUAUACCACCACUCCCUUCUCCUUCUUCCCUCCGCCGUCCGCCGGAAAUCCCAUGAUGAGGAUGUUCCAGUUCCCAGACGUCGAAGCCCUCCACCACGCCGCCGCCGACCGCCUCCACGCCGCCGGCGAAGUCGACUUCUUCGCUCACCACCACCACCACAACAACAAGACCACGUCUCCUUCUGAUGAUAGUAGUCACAACGACGACGAUGAUCAAGUAAAUACUGGAUUGCAUCUUCUCACUGCGAACACGGUGAGCGACCAAUCAACGGUGGACGAUCAGACUCAGGAUCAUCGGACGACGGACCACGAUGACAGCCGGUCCAAGCCCGAGGCUGAAUUACAAGUUGAGCUACGAACGAUGAACGUCGAAAACCAGAGAUUAAGGGACAUGCUUAGCCAAGUCAGCAACAACUACACCUCCCUCCAAAUCCACCUUGCUUCACUAACGCAUCAAACCCCUAACCAACAACAAGUGGUUCCGAGGAAAUACUUGGCAUUGAUGCCACCUGGAGAAACAUCCAACUCAUCCUCCGGCUCCGAAUCCUCCCCGCGCAACGGGAAGCGGCCGUCGGUUAGCGGCGGCAGGGGAGAGAGUCCGGAAUCGGCAACCAACAAAGCCCAGAAAUUAUCUCCUCCUCGUAGUAACUCCACGGCCCAACAACAACAGCAGCAGCAGCAGCCCAACAACAACAACGCCGAGGCGGCCAUGAGAAAAGCCCGCGUCUCGGUCCGGGCCCGCUCCGAGGCCCCGAUGAUAUCGGAUGGGUGUCAGUGGCGGAAAUACGGGCAGAAGAUGGCCAAGGGCAACCCCUGCCCGCGGGCGUACUACCGCUGCACCAUGGCGGCGGGCUGCCCGGUACGGAAACAGGUGCAACGCUGCGCGGAGGACAAGACGAUAUUGAUAACCACUUACGAAGGAGGACACAACCACCCUCUCCCACCGGCGGCGAUGGCGAUGGCGUCCACGACCACGGCCGCCGCCACCAUGCUGCUCUCCGGGUCGACGUCGAGCGCUGACGGCGCCAUGACGAUGAUGAUGGCGAACCACCCGAACAACUUGCUCGCCAGGGCUAUGAUUCCCAACGGCGCUGUCCACAGCAACAGCAUGGCGUCGAUUUCGGCCUCCGCUCCGUUCCCCACCGUCACGCUUGACCUCACCCAUACGUCACCACCGAAUAAUAAUAAUAAUGAUAAUAAUACGCCGGUGCAAUUGCAACGGCAGCGGGAGACGUUUGGGAUGUACAACAACCAGACGAAAUUCUCGGGGGUUCAGUUGUCACACGAGGUCGCGAAUUCACCGUCACAACUGCUACAGCAGUUGCACCAUCAGCAUCAGCUGCCGCCACGUGUCGCAUCGCCGGUGGCGAGGCAGCAGGGCUCAAUGAUGGUGGAUCAGUCGGUGAGUGCCAUCACCUCGGAUCCCAACUUCACGGCGGCUCUUGCGGCGGCUAUCUCCUCCAUCAUGAGCGGCGGCGGCGGCAACCAGCAACAACAAUAGUAACGACAACACGGAAACAACAGCCAGGAAUCUUUGAAUGUUUUUUUUUUGUUCUUUUGUUCUUACUUGGAUGCUACGUCAUUGAUAGGCAUGCAACGUGGUCUUUUAGAUUGGUUGCUCUUUUUCUUUUCUUUUCAUCGUCAUGUGAGAUGUGACGUGCCCUCCAUCAUCAAUGUGGACAUAUAGGGUUGACGUUUUUACUGUAGAAAAACGUGGGAAAAUGUAUAAUCACUUGUUCGUUCUUUUAGGGUGCCGGCGGGGAGGGAAGGAAUUCUGUCAAACUUAGUGGCCUAGGGUUAGAAUUUAGAUAAAAGGCGAGACCAUUCAUUUCCUUUGUACCAAAGCUUCCUUCGUUUUAUUCUUCAGUUUUUUGAAUUUGAAUAACUUUUACCUACUUAUCAAAUGAAGUUAAUUAAUUGUUUGUUAGGAUGUGGUAUAGAUCCAUAUAUGGAGCUUUCCCAACAACUCGAACUAUUGAGUCCAACCGGUUAGUCUAUAAUAUGGUACCAAAGCAGGUUUGCCGUUAGGAACCGUGUUCAAAAAUUCGCGUGCUCCUCAAUAUUAACCAUUGAUUUAAGCAUAUAGUAUAUUCUAUCCGGGAAAACUUCAACUCUACAUAAGUUUACUUUCGUUUGACGAGGUAGUAUAUGAUAGGAGGUAGUAUAGAUUCAUACAAGGACCCAGUGGCGGAUACAUGGAGGUUUAGGGGGUGCCUCGGGACACCCCUAAAAUUUGGGAACAUGAUUAUCCAACCUUUGAUAGUAGUUUACGUAAUGGGUAAAAAAAUAUUUAAGUGGUAGUCGGACACCCCUAAAAUUUGGGAAAAGGAUUAUCCAGCCUCCUAUAAUAGGUUGCGUAUGGGUAAAAAUAAUAUUUAAAUAAUAGUCUAUGUAAUUUGAACUUGGGCCAAUGCUACUAUUAGUAUACAUAUUUUCAAUUAGACCACAACUCAUCUGUUGUUAUGUAUUAGAUUCAAAUAUAAUAAUAAAAGACUAUUUUUUAUCCUCAAUUAUUUUCAAACUCUAACGAUUAACUCAAUUACGGGCUACCCUUGUCUAUCAGGAUAUAUAGAGAGAGAUAUGCUUAGUAAUAAUGUAUUUUACCAUUUUUCCGUAAUAAAAAAUAUGUAUGAACUUUUAUUGUAAUUUUUACUAGUGAGAUAUUUUCAUAUUUAAUUAAAUUUAAUUUUUGUAAGAGGACAACCCUUUAUAAAAUUUCUGGAUCUGCCGCCACUGCAAGGACCUCUCAUAACAAUGACGCGGGAACUGGGAACUGGAAGUCAAGUAAUACGGCUAACUGGGUUUGACACGUUACAAACAAGGAAGUUGACUAUACGAAAGUACUUGUUGUAUAACGUGAAUUGUUGACGAAAGGAAAAGGAAUAUUAAUGUGAGGGCCUGGAGACUGGACUUAAUAAGGAAGGAGACUUCCAGGAAGGGAAGGCAGUAAGUUGUUCAAUCAAAAUCGCGUAAUAAAUUGGGCCACAUGAAACCAGUGACUUGCUAGCUGGAUUGGAUGGGAAAUACAGAAUUGGGGUUCUUCUUCGGAUUUAGUCAGGUUCUGGGAUGCACUUUCCAUUUUCCAUGGUGGUCAACUUUGGGAGAAGCCAGGGAAAAAAAAAAGAACCUGAAGGCGACGUGGCAGUUGUCUAUUAGCUGGGUUGGUUGCAGAAGGCAGCAGUCAGAUACGAUUGCAGAAUAGUUGAGUUGGCACUGGUCUGGUGGGUUGACAUGAGGUCAUUCACUUUCAGUCGUGGAUAUUAUUAAAAUUAAUUAAUUAAUUAACUCUCCAUUAAAGAUGUUAAAUAUGAACUGGGGACGUGUCGUGGGACUUGGUGAGUGGAGCGCCUCGUACCGCAUCUAAUUUGUGAAUGAAUCAUUAAUUUACUG